UCUGGUAUCUACAAGACAAUAUGGAACAGGAUGGGGGACAUGCCUGUGGUCAAAAGUACAAACGAUGCACUGGACAUUGUCCGAAAAACAGACACUGCCUACAUGACUGACCGGUCACAGUUGGAAUACCACGUCUUAAGUGAUUGUAAAACCUACGCACUAGCGGACGAAAUUUUCAACACAGCUGGCUAUGGAUUCGUGGUGCCGGAAAAUGCUCCAUACCUGGACAGCUUCAACUACAAUAUCAUGCGUAUGCAGGAGGCAGGACUGAUAGAGAAAUGGAGACAGAAGUGGUGGCCGCGUUCAGACCAGUGCUCUGUCUCCGGCCGCACCAGUUCUGCUACAGCGUUGGGUAUCGACAGUCUAGCCGGACCUUUCCUUGUCUAUGUUUGUAUCGCAGCUUUGUCAUUCGUUUGCCUCUUAUUUGAGAUAUGCCUUAAGAGGCGGGCGUACGUGAAACAGAAAAAGGUGUCAAAAGUUGAGAGCGGUCAGAUAACUAAUGGUCGCGGAAAUGGAACAAUCAACAACGGCUUCGAAUUCGACUGACCACUCCAGCGGGUGUCAGUUCACGUGUUCCACAGACGUGUGUUCACUGUCGUUAUCUAAACGGUGUUUGUGUAUUCAAUAAAUCA
Messenger RNA from Mizuhopecten yessoensis (Yesso scallop), 632 nucleotides. RefSeq names its product glutamate receptor 2-like. Gene Ontology annotation, molecular function: transmitter-gated monoatomic ion channel activity involved in regulation of postsynaptic membrane potential; glutamate receptor activity. Gene Ontology annotation, cellular component: plasma membrane; postsynaptic membrane. Bases 31 to 546 code for a protein of 171 amino acids. The record is from RefSeq and is a predicted model, not a curated record. Gene Ontology annotation, biological process: modulation of chemical synaptic transmission; synaptic transmission, glutamatergic. NCBI's taxonomy places the organism in Eukaryota, Metazoa, Mollusca, Bivalvia, Pectinida, Pectinidae. The transcript is spliced from 2 exons.